AUGGCAUUGCAAUGCGCGUCGAUGCGCAACCUCUUCUUACUCGCGGCGCUGUGUGUUAGCAGCGGCAUAUGGGGUCUGACUGGGCGGGUUGAAGCCGCCACCACUCCAACAGAGAAUGCGGCUCUGCUGGGCAUGAAGGCGUUUAUGAGUCCUGCGACGCUGUUCGCCAGCUGGAAGGGCGACGCGUGCGACGACAAGUGGAUGGGGAUCAUCUGCUCCACAACCGUGCCGCAGCAUGUCGUCGGCAUCAACCUGGAGUCUCUCGGGGUGAAGGGCUUGCUGUCGAAGCACAUUGCGUGGCUGCCCUUCCUCCAGAUUCUCAAUCUGCAGGACAACCAGUUCGCGGGCGAGUUGCCCAAGGAGAUCGGCACGCUCAAGUUUCUUGAACACAUUGACGUGCGUCUGAAUAAGUUCACUGGUCCGUUUCCCGACACCACGCUCUCGACCAACCUGAAAUAUGUUGAACUCUCCAAGAAUGACUUCAAGGGCCCCUUUCCGGAGUCCCUACUUGGACAUGACAAGAUCAUAUACAUUGGCUUGGCGGGCAAUUCCUUCCGUGGACCCCUUCCGCUGGACUUUUCGGGCCUCAAAUCGCUCACGCACAUGUCGCUCGCGGACAACAAAUUCAACGGCACACUUCCGGAGAGCAUCGGCGCGUUGCCCAACAUUGAAGCCGUCGACGUCAGCAAGAAUAACUUCGUUGGCACCGUGCCGGCUACUUACCAGAACAUCCAAAAACUCAAGGUCAAGGGGAACCCUAAACUCGAGGGCGGCAAAGGCGGCAAGGGUGGAAGAAAGAAGGGGGGAAAGAAGGGCCGCAAGCACGGCAAACGCGGCAAGCAUGGAAAGGGUGACGCCCCCGGUUCCGCCGCCGCGCCUUCUUCCGAACCUAGCCCCGCCGCACCUCCUUCCGAAGCCCCCGCUUCCGCUGCCGCGCCUUCUUCCGAACCUAGCCCCGCCGCACCUCCUUCCGAAGCCCCCGCUUCCGAGCCCGCAGUCAAGCCCCCAACUAAGCCCGUUGUGAAGCCGCUUCCCGGUGGAGUCGCUCCGCUCCCCGAUCCCACCGAGCAGCCUUCCGCGCCAGGGUCCCUCCCUCCGCCCGUCGUCCGCCCGCCCGUGGUGAAACCCCCCGUCGUCAAGCCGCCCGUUAUUAAGCCGCCCGUUAUCAAGCCGCCCGUUAUUAAGCCACCCGUUAUCAAGCCCCCUGUCGUAAAGCCCCCCAUCGUUACGCCUCCCGUCGUCAAGCCGCCGGUCGUAAGGCCCCCCGUGGUCACCCCUCCGGUUGUUACGCCGGUUCCCCCCAUCGCGGAGCCGUCUCUGCCGUCCACGCCAGAGCUUCCGCCGGCGCCGGUAACGGAGUGCGACACGUGCAAUCUGAACCAGGUGGCGUGGCGGCCGAUGGCUGACGACAGCACGAGCGCGAACCCGAAGCUGAGCAGCAACGCGUCCGCGUGCGUGUGCGUGUACCCGCUGCGCUUCCGCCUGCACAUGAGCAUGAACUACGCCAACUUCGACGAGAAGAAGCAGCGGGACCUGGAGAUGCAGUUGGCGGACGACCUGAUCGUGAACUACGGCCAGGUGCGCCUGCUCUCGUCGCGGCCCGGCAGCGUCGUGGCGGAUCUCGCGCUGGGCCCCGAGGCGCCCAUGACGACGCUGCAGCCGGCGGUCGUGGAGCGCGUGCUCGCGCUGCUGCGCAACAACCAGCUCUCGCUCAGCGGAUUCGGCUUCGUCGAAGUCACGCUCGUCGAGCCGCCCUCGGAGCUGCUGCUCCCUGCGCCCACGAAUCAAACUACCCCCGACCAGGCAGCCCCUGAGGAGGGCAGCGGCGGAUGGUCCGCAGCGGCGAUCGCGGGCGUGAUUGUCGGCACGGUGCUGGUCGUGGCGCUCAUCUUCCUCGUCGUCGUUCUCGUGCGCUGCCGCCCGCGCCGCUCCGGCGGAAGCAAGAAGAGCAGCAGCAAGAAGGGCGGCUCGAGCAAGCGCGUGUCGGCCACGUCGGUGGUCACCGCGUCGUCCGCUGCGCAUCAUGUCCACUCCGCGGGGGGGAAGCCGCCGAUGCACAUGCAAUCAUGGUCCAACAACUCCGCGCGGGCCCAUCCACCACACGGCGCAGCCUCCGCAUCCCUCGCCGCCGCUGCCGCCGCCGCCGCGGGCGGGCACGGCAGCAACACCCCCGGCGGAUCCACGCGCCGCGUGCCAGGCGUCGUCGUCCUCACCCUCGCAGAGGUCCAAAUGGCAACGGAUAACUUCUCCUCGGAGCGCAGCGUGAACUCCGACCCGCUCGGAACGACGUUCGUCGGGACGCUGCCCAGCGGGCAGGAGAUCGCCGUGAAGCGCGUCGAGCCGAGCGUCGUCGAGGGCCAAUCGGACGACGAUUUCGUCGCCGUCGCGUCGAACAUGGCGCGGUUGAAGCACCCGAAUGUCGUGCAGCUUCAGGGCUACUGCGUGGAUUACGGGGAGCGGGUUCUCGUGUUCGAGCACUACCCGCACGGGUCGCUGUUCGAUCAGCUGCACGGGAACAGCAAGGUGCCGGGUGCUGCGGAGCCGUCGCAGCACAUGACGUGGGCUGUGCGCAUCGACAUCGCGAUCGCCACGGCGCGCGCGCUUGUCUACCUGCACGAGGAGUGUGUGCCGUCCAUCAUCCAUCGCAACAUCUCAUCGCGCAACAUCCUGCUCGACAAGCGCCUCAAGGCGCGCGUUGCUGGCGCUGGCCUCUCCUUCCUCAACCCUGUGGGCGCUGACGACAAGUCACUGUCAGACCAGCUGGUGGGCGGCUUUGCAUACAACGCGCCCGAGUAUGCCAUGUCGGGCAUCUACACGGCCAAGAGCGACGUCUACAGCUUUGGUGUUGUGCUGCUCGAGCUCCUCACAGGCCGCAAGCCCGUUGACCCCUCCAAGCCCAAGCCUGAGUCCUCCCUGGUGCGGUGGGCGGCGCCUCUGCUGCACAACCCGCAGGAGCUCGAGUCCAUUCUCGACUCCAAGAUUGCCGGCCCGCUGCCCGACGCUGCCAGGCUCGCUGCCUUUGCUGAAGUCAUCACCCGCUGCAUCCAGCCGGAGCCCGAGUUCCGUCCGAGCAUGUCCAAGAUUGUGAGCGACCUCAACCACAAGGUGAAGGUGCUCCAGCCGGGCAGCUCCCGCCACCGUACCGGCUCCGCCUCCCCUGCCUCGUCCCUCAAUGGCUCUCUGGCUGGCUCAGUUCACUAA
Messenger RNA from Closterium sp. NIES-65, 3201 nucleotides. Lineage: Eukaryota; Viridiplantae; Streptophyta; Zygnematophyceae; Desmidiales; Closteriaceae. The record is from the annotation of a GenBank genome assembly.